AUGGAUCCUUCAGAUAUAAAAAAGAAGAUCAAUCGCUUUCGAAUCCUCAUCAUAGGAAGAGCGAAUGCGGGGAAAACUACCAUCCUCCAGAGGGUUUGCAAUACCAAAGGGAACCCAGAAAUAUUUAAUAGCGCUGGGGAAAAGAUCGAUGCCGCUCUUUUGACUGCAUCAAGAGAGCGUGGAGAGCACGACAUCGAGAAUGAAUUGGUGUUUCCAAAGAAUCCAGGCUUCAUCUUUCACGAUUCACGCGGGUUUGAAGCAGGCGGCGAAUCCGAGUAUGACAAGGUGAACACAUUCAUCAAAGCCCGUUCGAAGGAAGCAAAUAUGAAGAAUCGAAUUCACACCAUAUGGUAUUGCAUACCAAUGGAUCAGGCAAGCCGGUGUUUCACUGAAGCCGAACACAAAUUCUUCUCCCGCUGCGACACCGGAAGCAUUCCGGUCAUCGUACUAUUUACGAAAUUUGAUGCCCUCUACGAUGUCGAAUUCGCACGACUGAUAGAAAACGGAACAUCGAGGAAGGACGCCAAGAAACUGGCCCCGACACAUGCCGAAAAGACAUUUGCGAACGGGUCACAAGUAAAGUUUCUAUAUGACCCCAAGACCAUACAACGGCCUCCGAAAUGCCACGUCUGCCUCCCAGACAUGAACAAGGAUGAUGCUGAUUGCGGGCCACUCAUCGAACGGACCGCUGAAACCCUGGAUGAUCAAGUCCUUCAGCAAUUAUUCGUCUCGACUCAGCAGACCAACUUGGAACUCUGCAUGAAAUAUGCAGUUGAGAAGACACUUGCAGAGCUUGUUGCCCCAAAUGUGAUUCCCUUAUCUGCGGAUGUGGCAAUAGCUACAUUGGGAUGUUGGUUUCCACAUAUUUGGUACGUCUGUUGA
Molecule: messenger RNA, 882 nt
Organism: Suillus clintonianus
Lineage: Eukaryota; Fungi; Basidiomycota; Agaricomycetes; Boletales; Suillaceae
Exons: 8
Coding region: 1-882 (293 amino acids)
Source: RefSeq, a predicted model, not a curated record